ACGGCCGGAAACGGCGCCUGGGAACUGCGUUCCGGAACAAAAAUUUCCGUCGAGCAGUUUAUGGUGUUGCACACGAAGCAUAAGCGUGUUGACAGAUGAGUGGAGCUGAACGGUCACGUCAAUUUCUUGUAGCAUCGCUUUGAUGUCCAGCUACGAAAAGGGACAUUAAUUCUGUAGUGGAAGACGAAGUAGCUGAUACCAAAAGGGAGCCGAGCCGAGUCGAGUUGAGCUGUAACGUGUGGUGGAGAAGUGCCUUUUGGGAUUAGUUAAGAAUCCAGAACUAAUAAUCCAGCAUCCUCACUAAUGCUCUUCUGGCUGCUUGCAGUUAAAUCCUCACAGCAAUGUUCCAAGAUCUAGUGUAAAGCCUUCUCAGAAUAGUGGAGGCUGUUACUGCAGCAAAGGAGGACAAACUCACUAUUAAUACCUUUCAUUUCAGAAGGAAUGCGGAAUGUGCAGGUGUCCACAUGUUUGUGGAGAUGUAGCGCGUGUGGUUAGGAGUGUGAGGACCUGAACUGGGCCUUUGAAUCAGGGUGAUUUUGUCUUCAUUAGACUCUGCAGGUUAUUGUCCAGUACAAUGGAUUCCCUUGAAGACACCUUCAGGACCCUGUCUAUUGCUAGACGCCUGCAGCCAGAUGACCCUUCCUACAUCCUCGACCUGGCGCUGCCACGUCGACCCGGCAGCUCCACUUCUACCCCAGGGCCUGACCUGUUAGCCGCGUGCUGCUCGACCCACAACGUCCGCCUGCACAGCAGAGAGACGUUGCGCAUGUGUGGGGAGUACCAGGGCCACACGGGGGCUGUCUUUGGGGUCCGUUUCUCCUCGUCUUCUUGCGACCUGAUCUACACCGGGUCUGCGGAUGGGACGCUCCGGUGCUGGGACAUCCGGCGACCCGGUUCCGCCGCGGCCCAAGUAUUCCGGAGUGAUCCGGAGCACGCCUACUGCUCCUUCGACGUGAGCUGUAACGACAGGCUGCUUUGCGCGGGUACAGAGCAGGUGGGCGAGGACAGUUUUCUGGUGUUUUGGGACGCUCGCAUGGUGGGUGAUGGUGGGAACAAAACUGAGACCAAGCAGGACCGGUUGCUGGGCGUGUUCUCCGAGUCACACAGUGAUGACAUCACCACCGUGUGCUUUCACCCUUCUCGAGCAGACAGAUUGGCGUCGGGGGCGACUGACGGCCUGGUGAACGUGUUCGAUUUGAGUUUGGGGGAAGAAGACGACGCCCUCGUGACAACCUGUAACUGUGAAUCAUCUGCUGGCUCCCUCUGCUGGUCAGGGACAGACCUGGACCGGCUUUUGUGUUUGAGUCAUGAUGAAGGCCUCCACCUGUGGGACUUGUCUAGGCUGGACAGCGACGAUCCCUUGACCCUCCUCGGUUCGCUUGAUGCGCGGACCCUCGUCUCGCUCCCUGAAGGGGCUUCACUGGACUACUUUGUGGGCGGGACUUGGUUAGAAGACGAGGGUCAUCUCAUCCUCGUGGGCGGGUCCCAUGAGGGAGAGCUCCACCUCCUGGAGUGCUGCGGGAGUGGCCUGAAGCUGAUGACAUCAUUGAAAGGAGGGCAUUCUGCAACAGUGAGGUGUUUCCAGUGGGAUCCUGUCAGCGGGGCUCUGCUGACCGGUGCAGAGGAUGGAGAGCUUUUGCAGUGGAAAGCAGGAGCGGAAGAAAUUAGUGUAGGAAAGAAAGGCUCUUUAAAAAGCAUCUCGUCCAUGCAGCUUAAAACGAAAGCGCACAGAAAGCAUGUCACCAAAAGAGACCAAACACUGACUGCGUGAUGUUCCGCACUAAGACUGUUAUGUAGAUCGCUGGCAUUUGUAUUUUUUUCUCCGUACUUCCCACAUGCACUACGUGUCAUCAUUAUCGUCGUUGUUCGGAAGAAAACCUCGUAUCUCCAAAAUGACACCUUUAAACCUACUUUACUUUUAAUGUAAGUCAAUGGAACCAGACUUUUCCCCGUCAAAAAAAAUGUUCUGCCGUUUGUUUUGGUCCAUUCUUCAUGAAAUUUUCACACCGUGUGAAGAACAACAGGCAUUUUCAAACUGUCAAAACCUGAAAAACCACAAAAAUGGAGAUACGAGGUUUUGUUCCGACAACAGUGUUAUACUGCUACACAGGGUGAGUGCAGAAUGCCUUCAUACAUUAAAAACAAUAUUAAACCUUAAUAAAGUGAUUAGAAAUGGUUUGGCCAAAAAAAAGAUGUACACGGUUUUCCACGUAACCCAGACGCGGUUGAUCAGGCAGGACAGCUUUGGUGUCCAGACUUUGCCUGUUUACCUUUUGGUGGUUUGGUGUGAAACGCUCCGUUCUAGAGACUUAGAACUGUUCACAGUGGUGGUGAUGGGAACCAGACGUCCACCUCUAAAAGCUCCCUCACAGAAAGUUAUUGCACAGAGAUUUUGGGGGGGGUUUAUCAAUAUUUGACCAUUGUCAACAAACUCAAAGACUUGUGUAGGUUCACUGCUGGUUUAGGAUAGUGAAUAAAAUACCACCACUCCAAAUCUAAA
Molecule: messenger RNA, 2500 nt
Organism: Pygocentrus nattereri (red-bellied piranha)
Lineage: Eukaryota; Metazoa; Chordata; Actinopteri; Characiformes; Serrasalmidae
Gene: wdr89
Product: WD repeat domain 89
Exons: 3
Coding region: 575-1771 (398 amino acids)
Molecular function (GO): protein binding
Source: RefSeq, a predicted model, not a curated record